GAUUUUGUGUUUGAAGAUGGGAAAAGUUACCCACAUGAUAGUUGUUCUGUCAUUCUCUGUAAAUUUCCACAGUACAAAGGUCCUACAAUGGAGAUUAGUGGAGUGAGUGGCAUAGUUCCUAUCAGCAUGUAUACUAAAAGUUGGGUAUCUAAGAAUGGGAAAUGUUUAUCUAGAGCUCAGUUUCCUUUAGUGUUGGCAUAUGCGUGCUCUAUCCAUAAAUCUCAAGGUCUAACUUUGCAAAGGGUAAUUGUUGAUAUUGGUGCAUUAAAGGAGCAGUGUGUUGGCUUGUCAUAUGUAGCACUUUCAAGAUGUACAUCUUUAGAGGGAAUGCUUUUGGUCCCAUUCAGUCUAAGUCGGUUUUUGAAAAUUAACACCUCAUCUGCAUUGAAGGCAAGACAAUUGGCAGAAAAGGAAAUUUUUAGCAAAAAGAUCAUGUAAUAAGCUAUUUGAUACAUUGUUUCAAAUCCUCAGAGGAAUUUUUAUAGUUACCAAGUUUUAUCUGAGAGAAAAAUUUUGAUGUAAUUGUUGCGUUUGUAAGUGUAUGUAUUUUGAAAUAAAUAAAUUGUUAAUUGAAGGUAACUGAAUGGCAUGUAUUUUCCUUUUAUACAAUUCUAAAAAAUCAUAUGACAAAAGAGUCUACAAAUUUU
Molecule: messenger RNA, 647 nt
Organism: Frankliniella occidentalis (western flower thrips)
Lineage: Eukaryota; Metazoa; Arthropoda; Insecta; Thysanoptera; Thripidae
Exons: 2
Coding region: 88-438 (116 amino acids)
Source: RefSeq, a predicted model, not a curated record